Molecule: messenger RNA, 696 nt
Organism: Dendrobium catenatum
Lineage: Eukaryota; Viridiplantae; Streptophyta; Magnoliopsida; Asparagales; Orchidaceae
Exons: 2
Coding region: 1-696 (231 amino acids)
Source: RefSeq, a predicted model, not a curated record
AUGGGUGGCGGGGAUGAGGUGGCACCCGUCAAGAAGCCUUCGAAGCCAUUGGCUCGAAAUAUUACUGAACUAGAAGAAGGCGAGUCCUCCAAAAAGAUUGUUGAGAAAAUAUGCCAAGCAAGCUUUUCAGAUCAGUCUGACAGAAGUUGCCUAAUUAUAGAGAAGAUAUUAAAAGUUCAUAACAUGCAGAAAACUCUAGCUAACUUUGAAAAAUACAGGGAAUCAGUGAAGGCCAGAGCUAGCAAGCUUCAAAAGAAGCAUGCGCGCUGCAUAGCUGAUGGAAAUGAGCUUCUGAGGUUUCAUGGCACUACAAUUUCUUGUUCUUUAGGCGUUAAUGGUUCCUCAAGCCUGUGCUCAUCAGAGAACUGUAAUGUUUGCCGGAUCAUAAAGCUCGGUUUUUCUGUAAUAUGGGAUAUGAAUGAAGGGGUGGGAGUAUUCACGGCUUCGACAAGCGAAAGAGCAUUUGAAUCCAUUGAGACAAGCAAAGAAAAACCUUUGACGAAGAAGGCCUUGCUGGUUUGCAGAGCAAUUGCUGGGAGAAUUCAUAAGCCAUUGGAUAAUCUUCAAGAAGUGAUUGGUCUGCCAGGCUUUGAUUCAUUAGCAGGAAAGGUUGGUGGGCAUUCAAGUCUUGAUGUGCUUUAUUUGCUCAACCCACGAGCCCUUCUUCCUUGCUUUGUGGUGAUCUGUAAGUCGUAG